GUGGAUGCUAUAUAACGCAGGGAGAUGCCAGCGCUGGACCAAGACCAGUCCACUGUGCUGCAGCCUCCAAAAGACUAGAAGCCAAAGACAACUGAGACGAUAACGGACAGAAAAACACCUCGGGACAGAAGAGCUGUGGUGGUUUCUACAAGCAAACAAACCAGACCAGACCAAAGAGAUUAGACUCCUGUACAGGCACUCAGGUAUCCAGUAUGCGGGCACUGGUGAUUCUGCCUCUGCUCCUGUGUGCAGUGGUGUGUGUGGACCAGGUGAGAGCAGAGGUGAAGGCGGUGAAGCUGUGCGGUCGAGAGUUCCUGAGGGCUGUUGUCUACACCUGCGGAGGCUCCCGUUGGAGGAGACUCCUCACUGAGUCAGACAUGGACGGUUUGCCAACAGGAGAACAGAACAGCUUGGAGAACCUCAGCAGCAGCAGCAGCAGCAGCCCAGGCUCUCAGUUGACCAGACGAGACAUUAAUAACAUGCUGACCACCGUGUGCUGCCAGGUGGGCUGCAGGAAGAGCGACCUUGCCUUCCUCUGCUGAGGAUGACCCCUUCUCUUCUUCUCUCUCAUUCUCCAAGUGACUGUUUUCUCCCAUCUUUGCCUUACUAGAAACCAAAUCUGAAUCACAAUGCUGAUGUUUUAAAACAAUAUGAUCACUAUAUUGGUAUGUACAAUAAUGCUCAUAUCCACAACUGCUAUUUUUCCAAUUGCUUUUGAUAUUUUUGUGGAUUUUUGAUUUAAUACUUUUAACUUACGGACUGUAGAUGUGAAUGUGGACCACUUGAGCAUCUGAGAACAUGGUUCUGAAAACCUGAGCUGGAAGACAUACAACAACAUGUAACCAUAAAUGUAUAUUUAAUUACAGUAUAAAUUAACCUAUGAGAAUUAAGAAACAAAACAAAGUUCAUGUAAAUGCACUCAGGGAUGUAUUCAAAGGUGCAGAACUGUGUCACUUCGUACUCAGAAUCUCUAUCUCAGCCUGAGCUUGUGACCUGUGUUGCAGGUUUGUAAAAUUUUCAUCACUGAUUUUAUGUAUUUGUGGGACUCAAGCUGUAGUCUAUCAUUUUGCUUUUUUUUUUUUUGUCAAAUAAAUGUUCUUGCACAGGG
Lates calcarifer (barramundi perch) is the source of this 1108-nucleotide messenger RNA. It is a transcript of the gene insl5a, whose product is annotated as insulin-like 5a. The transcript is spliced from 2 exons. The record is from RefSeq and is a predicted model, not a curated record. Gene Ontology annotation, cellular component: extracellular region. NCBI's taxonomy places the organism in Eukaryota, Metazoa, Chordata, Actinopteri, Centropomidae. Gene Ontology annotation, molecular function: hormone activity. The coding region runs from base 213 to 542 and encodes 109 amino acids.